CGUGCGCUCUGUCACGGACAGUAGAGGGAAUGCAUCGAUGAUGCACAGAAAGGGUAGCAACAGCACGAGCAUAAACUAGUCUCCUGUGUUGCGCUAUCUUUCUCUAUCUCUCUCUCUCUCUCUCUCUCUCUCUCUCUCUCUGUCUUUAUCCGUCUCCAGCACCCUCUCGCUCUCUUCGAUGCAUUGUCCCUUCUUACCACUGAUCGGGGUCAUAUCUCCUUCGGAGUUGCUGAUCGUGUCGUACGGUCGUAUACAAUUAUCGCAGCAAUCUGCGUCCAACUUAACCUAAACGAAAACGGAUAAACAAGCAGACGAACUAGCGCGUCGCGAGAGAGAGAAGGAGAGAGGCGACAGACCGACGUCGACAGGAGACACAGCGUAGCGACGGGAGCCGCACUCGACGUUGGCAUGGAUGACGUCACGACAAGCGAUUCCUGGACGACGGAAGUUGAUACGACUGAGGGCGUGACUGGGUCAACAGGCAGGCCGCUAGCAUUUCUACCCGCACACUACGCCCUGGUGACGGUAGCCUGCCUCUUACUGCUAGCUGCAGCAAUAAUCAGCUUGUACGCCAUGUGUAGAAGGCAGCACCAGCGGCUGAUGGCAGUAGCCGAGGCAAAGGUCGUGCUCUCCCAGCUAAGUAACCAGUCCGGCUCCUACACUACUCCUCUUCCCGACACGCCACUGCAGCAGCAGAAGCAUAGAUCCUCCGUGGAAAUCCUAUACGAUUACGAGCAAACCACGCCGACACCAGGUGGUGCCACGCGGCGGGAGACGGAGCCGUUGCGACCGGUAGGGGGCGCCUCGAGGUUUUCUUUUAACUUUGAGCGAGCUGGGUCGAUCCUGCGUGCCGUGUUUAGCGUGGCGACGACGCGGGACGAUGCGCGGGACAAGCGACAAGCCGACCAACGACCUGUCUCAAUGCUCAGCGUCGACAGGAUCAUGGGCCGCGGCGACGAAACCGCAUGUACGGGCAGCAACCCCGCAGUGACGACGGCUGCGCCCUCUAGUGGUACGUCUGACGUGAGACCCCUGCCGGCGGUGCGGAAAACCCCGGACGCGAGCGACGAGUUGCAGACGGGAGAAGGUAACCUGGCGCCCCCUGCCGCCUGUCAGCAGCCGCAGACGACAGAAAGUCGAGCGCGUGGUGGCGAGGACGAUGACGUUGACGAUGACGAUGGGUUUCUUAUUGGAGCGGUACACAUUGAGGACGAGCAAAUACGCGAAGCGUCACGAAUGACGUCAUUCGAUUAAUCGAUUGCCAGCCACAGAUAUUCGAAUGCCAAGUAAGGGAUGCGACCCAUCAUAUCAAGAGCGUAUAAAGAAGGCCUUUUUUAUACGCUCUUGAUCAUAUCCUAGGUCUACAGAGAAUAUACGAGUAGCCAAGAAGUGGUAUUACCAGGUGUAACACCAGGUACUAUAAGCUGUCGUUGUAGCUACAUAGCUCAACUAACUUUGUAAUUUAAUCAGAUGAUGUAUGCUAGAUUUUAGUCUAUCAAGCUGCAACGCGCGUUGUAUCGCUGGCCAUGUGCAAGUUAUUCAAGCAUGUUAUAACAUCACAUGUAAAUGAACGGUUGAGCGAACAGUAUGUCAUGAUAUCACGAGAUAUUGUUAUGGUUUGUCACAUAUCCAGAUGUAAUAGAUCUGCUGGUGUUUAAAUCGUUUGUAAUUUGUAUUGGCUCUUUACCCGGUCUUCAUUCCUCUGUGACGUCAUUAUAUGCGCCAGCGUCAUGGAAUAACGAGUCAAAUACUCAUCUAUAAAACAACACACACACAUAAAUUAUUUAAAAAAAUGAAGAAUAACAUAACCGGUAGGUGUGUGAUCUCAACGUUAAAUAUGUUAUUUAAAAAAAUCCAUUUGAUAAAGGUCUACCUCACAGCUUUUUAGAUCAUCUAAGACACAUAUCGCCACCUUCUGGCGUAUUUGAAUUAGUGAUAUGUCAGUCAGGGCUUCCUAUGACUGAUCAAGAGAGGCAUCAAGGUUAAUUUUUCAUGCCAAGCUCUUUCAACUAUUUACUAUCCAUUGUAAACAUUCAAUAAUUCAAAAAUCUUAAUAAAAUCACCGAAGGGUGUAUGCUAUCUAAUUAAAAAAAUAACGCAAUAAAAUUAUAUUUCAUACAUUUGAUAAAGCAUAGCUUUGUAUCUGAUCUAGGACACAUCGACAUCCACUUGCGGAUUUAAAUUAAAUUGGUGAGAUGUUAGCAAGCGCUCCUCAACUAUUAUUAUCGAGGGGCAUUAAAAAAUCUCGCUUAAUUUCGGUUAUAUUUGGCAACAGCGAAGACAGCUCUACCGCUAUGCUACAGGGAAAUUUGGUACAAGUAGGCACUUUAUGAUUA
Molecule: messenger RNA, 2336 nt
Organism: Priapulus caudatus
Lineage: Eukaryota; Metazoa; Priapulida; Priapulimorpha; Priapulimorphida; Priapulidae
Exons: 3
Coding region: 409-1254 (281 amino acids)
Source: RefSeq, a predicted model, not a curated record